AUGUCUGCUUCUCCACCCACGUCGUCGCCUUCGUCGUCGGCCGCCGGCGUCCCUCGGCUGAGUGCUGCCCCGUCGUCAAGCUACAGCCACGGAGAUUGCACCGCCUGUCACUCCCUUGAUCGAUCUAUACCGACCGCGGCUCCAUACUCCGGUUCGCAGCCAUUUCUAUCGGAACGCGCGCGCAUUAUCCAGGCUGCUCAAGUCACCGCGGCCCUCAAGCACGAGGUGCUGGAUCUCCGGGGCCGUCUUGACGUCGCCCAGGAUCUUCUUGAAGCAUCUGGUCGCCACACUGCAAGUCUUCAUCGAUCCAUCCAUGAUCGCGAUCUGGAGGUUCAACGCGUGCGCAACGAAGCCGACGGUCGUCUCCGAGAUCUCCAGCAGGCCCUGAACACGGAAGUAGAACGCCGUCAGCAAGCCGAAGCUGCUGAACAACAAGUACGCGCAGAUCUCGCACGGGUCGCCGCUCGCUCAGCUGAUGCCGAUGAAGUCACUCCGUCCGCUGCAGCAUCGCCCUCUAACGUCGUCCCCAGUCAGUUGGAGAUCGCCCUCGGAGAUCUGGAUGAUCGAGCCGGCAGAUAUCAAGGCUACCUGGACCCCUCAUCGGUGACCCCAGGUGGCCGACUGUUGGCUGCCAGCGAAGCUGCCACUGAUGAUGAUCGGACUAGUGACGGACGCGCGGGACGUGCCCUGCAACGAUCCAAUGCCGAACGAGACAGAUCUCGCAAUCAAUUGCGCCAAGCGGAGGCGACAAUCGACAGGUUGCAGACCGAGUUGGCGCAAUCGCGCACGCUGGUCAACAAAGCAGCGCCACGGAUGGACGCCCUUCGCUUGGAUGCGUCCAAAGCUCGUGAGGACGCAGAAGCAGCACGCCGAGAAGCGGCGGCGGCGUCGAAGAAGGCGCAAGGCGGUGCGACAGCGUUAUCAGAUCUCGCACAGCGGCAUAAGGUGGCUGGGAAGCGACUGGUGGAGUUGGAGAGGAAGAUCACUCGGCUGACUCAGCAUAACACCGUUCUACGGCGUGAGAACGUCGUAGUUUGGAGCAUCGUCAGGCUGAUCUCGCAACAGCUCAGGAUCGCGCAGUGGCUGCAGGUCAUGAUCGCGCGUGCUAAUGUGGCGGAACGAGAGCGAGCGGAGGCCUCCAUCGCUCGCGACGACUUGCAGGCGGAGCUGGAUGCGAGUCGACAGUCGCUGCUGAAGGAGCAGGCUUCUUCUGCUGAUCUCCGCAGCAAACUAGCGGAGCGUGAGGAACACCUUGGAGCGUUGCGCAACUUGAUCAAUCUGGUACCUGCGCCGACUCCGCAACCUGAGGUGGAACGAUGCGUGGCGUCGGCCUCUUCCAGUUCGUCUCUUGCCGCACUGGCGUCAACGGCCACGAGCCUUGUCUCCUCUGAUCCUCCAGCGCGAACAUCUUCGCAGCAGCUCCCGUCUGGCUCGGCAAAGCGAAGUGGAGAUAUCUCUUCUGAUCCAACGUCACAGUCGAAGCGCGCAAAGCGCGCCGUUGCGACUACCGAGGGAGCGCCAGCUGAGUUGUCUUCCUCUACGGCGAUGGCCCGAAGCCCAUUCACGCACGCAAUUCCACCUGAGUCCAGCGAAGCUGCGCGCCCUGCCGAUGUCACGCCGUGGCUGUGGGAGAAGGGGGAGCUGGCCGUUCCUGCUGACUAUCGGCCCUGGCCACAAGUCUCGGUCGAAGCUUUAUGCAAAGCGAGUCCCUGGAAGAUCUUCCUGGAUAACAUGCCCGACCCAGUCUCGUUCGACAUUGGAGAUCCCCGCUUCCAACCUCUUCUGGCCAUCAUCCGCGAUGUGCUGGCUCGGAACGAUAAUCGUGGCGCGCUUGUGUUCUGGGAGAUCACCCACUCCAUUGAGAUUUCCAUUUCCAAGGCCAGCGCUGAGUUUUGGGAGGUGAAGUUCACUUCGGAUCGUAAGAAUCGGAGAUCCCACUUUGUGAAGAUGCUGCUGCCUGUGUUCGAAGAGGUGGCCCGCCUGUGCAAGGCUCAUGUGUGCGACUUGGACAUUCUUCUGGAGCCAUUCUUCCUGCCGCUGAUCGAAACGUGCCCGUGGUUCCCUAAGGGAGCUUCUGGUGCCUCUGGAGAUCUGUUACACGUCUUACGAACGACUGACGAUGCGGAGCCGUGGCGCCUGUUCUACUGGAACGCUCGUGCCAAACACCCAUCGAUGAACGAACCCAUCCACACGCGCCUUCGAGGCAAGUUCAAGGCGACCUCGUCAAUCGCCUAG
Messenger RNA from Phytophthora sojae, 2235 nucleotides. RefSeq lists its product as hypothetical. The record is from RefSeq and is a predicted model, not a curated record. The transcript is spliced from 5 exons. Bases 1 to 2235 code for a protein of 744 amino acids. Lineage: Eukaryota; Oomycota; Peronosporomycetes; Peronosporales; Peronosporaceae.